AUAAAUCUACAACUAAAACAAGGCUAAUAGUUUGGUGUUUAGAAGUAGUACACUACAGACAUUGUUGAAGCAAGUUAGCCAAUCCACUGACCAGAUAUAGUCUUAUAGAAUGAUCAAAAAGUCAUUGUAUUCUGUUUGCUGUAUGCAAAAGGAAGAAUGAGGCUUUCAGGCACGUAAAAGCAAGAUUAAAAUGCUCUUUAGAACCAAUAACUCAAGUGGUCAAACAGCCACGAUUACCAGAGUGCAAAAGAGAGUUGACCAUUCUCCGUGACUUGCGCGCGCUUGUGUUUGCCUCGACGACCACAUUACCAGGGACGGGGACACCGUCUUCCAUGAUUACCGGGGCUGUCUCGGAUCCAAGAAAUGGUGGAACCAUAUCAGGUCGAUUCCUUAUUGGAUCAAAUUUGAGUUCGGGCCGGAUCUUAAUUGGAUGAUUUCGAUUCGACCCAUUAAAUUUGGAUCGAGCUUGAGUUGUCUCAGAUCCGGAUUUAAUCAGAUCGGAUCGGGAUGCUUUGGGUGACGUACCCAACAUUAGUUAACCUGCUCAUGCUUUGUGAUUGGAAAGUGAUUCAUGGGGACCACACGCGGGACCGACCAUUAAGCGAUGCCCGAAGAGCCGGUGGGACGGGGGAGGGUGUGAGCAGUACGUACCGAUUAAGAGCGGUGUAUUGACGCUGCGAGACCUCUUCAUCUUCCGACGACGACAAGCUCGAGUGUCGGGAGCAGGAGGAAAUGGCGGAGGGGACGAAGCAGAUCCUGGCGAAGCCGAUCCAGCUGGCGGAUCAGGUGAGCAAGUCGGCUGGGAGUGCCCAGACCAACAAGCAGGAGUGCUUGGAGCUGAAGGCGCGGGCGGACAAGCUCGCGACCCUCCUCCGCCAGGCCGCCCGGGCCGAGCUCUACGAGCGCCCCGCCCGCCGCAUCAUGGAUGACACCGAGCAGGUCCUCGAUAAGGCUCUGGGCCUUGUCUACCGCUGCCGCAACCGCGUCCUCGUGCACCGCCUCUUCAGCAUCACCCCCGGUGCCGCCUUCUCCAAGAUGUUCAUCCAGAUCGACAACUCUGUGGCCGAUGUCUCCUGGCUCCUCCGCGUCUCCGCGCCCGCUGGAGACGACGAUGGCCUGCUCCACGGCCUGUGCCCCAUCGCCCAGAACGAGCCCAUCCUCACCCUCAUCUGGAGCAACAUCGCCACGCUCCACACCGGUCACUCGGACGCCCGAUCCGAGGCGGCCGCCGCCCUCGUCUCCCUCGCCUGCGACAACCAGCACUUCGCCAAGCUCAUCAUCGAAGAGGACGGCGUCGCGCCCCUCCUCCGCCUGCUCAAGGAGGGCAAGGCGGAGGGGCAGGAGAAUGCCGCCCGCGCACUCGGCCUCCUCGGCCGCGACCGGGAGAGCGUUGACUGCCUCGUCGCCGCUGGAGUCUGCUCCGCCUUCGGCAAGGUCCUCAAGGACGGGCCCAUGAAGGUCCAGGCCGUCGUCGCGUGGGCCGUCGCCGAGCUAGCCGCCAACAAUUCCAAGUGCCAGGACGUCUUCGCUAAGAACAACGUCGUCCGCCUCCUUGUCGGCCACCUCGCCUUCGAGACCAUCCAAGAACAUAGCAAGUACUCCGUGCCGUCCAAGGCCAUGUCCAUCCACUCCGUUGUACUAGCCAACAAGGCCGCCGCGUCCGAUUCCUCCUUCGACGACGCCAAGGACCGGUGUCUGCUCCCGCAUCCGGAAGGUCAGUCCAAAAGCUAUCAAUUCCACUCCGUCGUGCAGUCCACGGUGGCCUCCGCCAAGGUCAGUAGACUCGCCCUGAACUCAAACAGCGUCACCAGCACAACCGCGCCCUGGAAGCCCCAGCAGCAUUCUCUGUCGGGGUCCGGCAACAGGGCGAGGGAAAUGGAGGACCGGAGCACCAAGGCCAAGAUGAAGGCCAUGGCGGCCAAGGCCCUGUGGCAGCUCGCCAGGGGCAACGCCGACAUCUGCAGGAACCUCACCGAGUCCCGAGCCCUCCUCUGCUUCGCGGUGCUCCUGGAGAAAGGCACGGGAGAUGUUCGACACAAUUCCGCCAUGGCACUGAUGGAAAUCACCCGCGUGGCCGAGCACAACGCCGACCUCCGGCGCUCCGCAUUCAAGCCGAACUCGCCAGCGUGCAAGGCGGUCAUCGACCAGCUUUUACACAUCGUCGAGAAGGGGGAGCACGACGACCUGCUGGUACCCAGCGUGACGGCCCUGGGCUGCCUGUCGAGGACGUUCCGGGCGACCGAGUCCCGGGUGAUCGCUCCGCUGGUGCGCCUGCUCGACGAGACGGAAGCGACGGUGAUGAGCGAGGCGGUGGCGGCGCUGACCAAGUUCGCGUGCACCGAGAACUACCUGCACGUCAACCACUCGCAGGCCAUCAUCGAGGCCGGAGGGGCGAGGCACCUGAUCCAGCUGGUGUACCUGGGGGAGCAGGUGCAGGUCGAGGCGUUGGUCCUGCUGUGCUACAUUGCCAUGCACGUGCCCGACAGCCAGGAGCUGGCGGACGCCGAGGUGCUCAACACGCUGUCGUGGGCAUCGAAGCAAGCGCACCUGGUGCAGGACUGGAGGGCGGACGAGCUGUUGCCGGAGGCCAAGGCGAGGUUGGAGCUGUACCAGAUGAGAAAGCUGUAGGUGUAAACCACAUCCCCAGCUUCAUUCAGAUAAUGCUGUGUAUACAUCCAAUUUCUCCUGCUUUUUUUUUUCCCUGAUUUAAAUUUAAGGUUUCAGCAACAAAUUUGCAGUUGUAGUGUCAUUAGAGAAUGCUUGAGAUGAUCUAUGGAUAGAAAACAUUUUUAUUUCCAGGGCUCCCAUCUAUAUGGGAUCUGAAGACAACUUAGAAAUGAUCUCCUUUCCUCGUCUUGUUUCAGUA
This is a messenger RNA of Musa acuminata subsp. malaccensis (wild Malaysian banana), 2866 nucleotides long. RefSeq lists its product as uncharacterized. The record is from RefSeq and is a predicted model, not a curated record. Gene Ontology annotation, biological process: cell surface receptor signaling pathway. Lineage: Eukaryota; Viridiplantae; Streptophyta; Magnoliopsida; Zingiberales; Musaceae. Gene Ontology annotation, molecular function: protein binding.